GCGAUGGGGGGGGGGGGGAAGAAGAGGGGGCAGACUGCAGCGAUACGCCCCACACCCCUACCCCCAGCACCUGGCGCAGGAGGAGAGAGGCGGCGCACCUGGGGCGAAUGGGGGUUGGGAGCCAGGUGGCCAAGGCGCGCCAGCCUGGCCGCGACACCGAGCAGGAAGUGGCUGCGGCCCGCCCUGGCGCGGCCUCGGCUGGGCGCGCCUCCUCCGCGGAGCCUCGCGGAGCAGCCAGGCCAGGAGGCGUUUGAGCCGGAGCGCCUGGAACGAGACCUAAUGGCGGCGCUGGCGCUCGGGGGCCUCGGGGACGCCGCCUCGGCCGCCCUGGAUGAGCUGUCCCGCAACUUCACGUAUGGGGCUCUGGGCGCCGGCAACGGCUCCCUGUCGGGCGCGUGGUACCGCAGGAACCAGAUACACCUUUUUGGAGUUUUGCUGGCCAUUUUAGGAAAUUUGGUAAUCAGCAUUUCCCUAAAUAUUCAGAAAUACUCUCAUCUUCAGCUGGCGCACCGUGAACACCCAAAGCCAUUCUUCAAGAGUGUGUUGUGGUGGGGGGGCGUUGUACUGAUGGCCAUGGGAGAGACAGGAAACUUUGCAGCCUAUGGAUUUGCCCCCGUUACUCUCAUCGCUCCAUUGGGCUGUAUGUCUGUUACAGGUAGUGCCAUUAUUUCUGUUAUGUUUCUGAAAGAAAAUUUGAGAGUCUCAGAUUUACUAGGUAUGACAUUGGCAUUUGCAGGAACAUAUUUAUUGGUGAACUUUGCUCCAAAUAUAACUCAGGCUAUCUCCGCAAGAACAAUACAGUAUUACUUUGUUGGUUGGCAGUUCCUGAUCUAUGUGAUUUUAGAAAUAUUACUUUUCUGCAUUCUCCUAUAUUUCCAUAAAAGAAAAGGAAUGAAGCACAUUGUGAUUUUGCUAACCCUGGUGGCACUUCUAGCCUCAUUGACUGUUAUUUCAGUAAAAGCUGUCUCAGGCAUGAUCACUUUUUCUGUGACGGAUAAAAUGCAACUAACUUAUCCCAUCUUCUAUAUCAUGUUUAUCAUCAUGAUAGCAUCUUGUGUUUUCCAAGUCAAGUUCCUGAAUCAAGCCACGAAACUCUACAAUACAACGAUGGUGGUGCCGGUUAACCAUAUUUUCUUUACAACCAGUGCCAUUAUUGCAGGUGUCAUAUUUUAUAAGGAAUUCCUUGGUGCAGAUUUUCUCACUAUAUUUAUAUAUCUUUUUGGGUGUUUUCUGUCAUUCCUUGGUGUGUUUUUGAUCACAAGAAAUCGAGAAAAGGAACAUCUGCCACAGUCUUACAUUGAUUUUGGAAAUAUUCCUGGGAAACAAAUGUUGGAUAAAAUACAACCAGAUUCAAACGGCUUAUCCUAUGGAACUUUGCCUGAUGGAAGUGACUCAACAAAGAGCCAAAGUGGAGAGAAGAAAGAGGUCUAAAAUGCCGAGAGGGAUGGCUGUUGGCCUGUUAUUCAAUACCACCUUUUUUAAAAAUUGCACAUGUUCAAUUUGUGUCAG
Rhinolophus ferrumequinum (greater horseshoe bat) is the source of this 1509-nucleotide messenger RNA. RefSeq names its product NIPA like domain containing 2 (gene NIPAL2). Lineage: Eukaryota; Metazoa; Chordata; Mammalia; Chiroptera; Rhinolophidae. The coding region runs from base 4 to 1431 and encodes 475 amino acids. The record is from RefSeq and is a predicted model, not a curated record. Gene Ontology annotation, molecular function: magnesium ion transmembrane transporter activity. Gene Ontology annotation, biological process: magnesium ion transport. Gene Ontology annotation, cellular component: membrane. The transcript is spliced from 11 exons.